This is a messenger RNA of Jatropha curcas, 841 nucleotides long. Its product is annotated as large ribosomal subunit protein eL28y. Gene Ontology annotation, molecular function: structural constituent of ribosome. The record is from RefSeq and is a predicted model, not a curated record. Gene Ontology annotation, biological process: translation. Gene Ontology annotation, cellular component: ribosome. NCBI's taxonomy places the organism in Eukaryota, Viridiplantae, Streptophyta, Magnoliopsida, Malpighiales, Euphorbiaceae.
ACCCAAAAGCGCUUCUAAAAAGGGUGCUUUUGACAGGGAUAUUUUGGUCAUCUAGCACUAAUAAAAGCGAAAUUAGGGUUUCACUAUAAAUAAUCAUAAACUCCCUCUCUCGUCAUUGCUCGCCAUUCCUAACACUUGCAGCAACCAAGCAAAAGCCCUAGGAAGGAGUCUUAAGAUAUGGCGACAGUUCCAGGGCAAUUGAUAUGGGAGAUUGUGAAGAAGAACAACUCAUUUUUGGUGAAACAGUUUGGAAGAGGAACAGCUAGCCUCCAGUUCAGCAAAGAGCCUAACAAUCUCUACAAUCUCAACUCCUACAAGCACUCUGGGUUGGCCAAUAAGAAAACAGUCACCAUUCAGCCUGGGAAAGAUCAAUCUGUUGUUCUUGCUACUACUAAGACUAAGAAACAGAAUAAGCCUUCAGCUUUGCUUCACAAGUCUGUCAUGAAGAAAGAGUUCCGUCGGAUGGCGAAGGCUGUGGAAAACCAGGUUGGAGAUAACUAUUACAGGCCUGACUUGAAGAAAGCAGCUCUUGCAAGGUUGAGUGUUGUCCACAGGAGCCUGAAGGUCGCCAAAUCUGGUGUCAAGAAGAGGAAUAGACAAGUUCAGAAGAGUAGGAAGUGAAUAGUGAGGUGAAAGGGAAAGAUAUGCGCCCCUCCCCCCUUUCUCUAUUUUGUGAGACCCCCAAAAUUUCUGAACCCAGUUUCUAGUUUAUUUGGAUAUCGUUUUAUGGCUAGGAAUUGAACCCUAUAGAUUGUUGUUUUCCUGGAUUAUAUGGUUUGCAAUAUGUUACAUUAAGUUUUGAGCAUUGGCUCUGCCUAAUGCAUUCUUUUUUGUUAUAUUC